Molecule: messenger RNA, 1177 nt
Organism: Haliotis rufescens (red abalone)
Lineage: Eukaryota; Metazoa; Mollusca; Gastropoda; Lepetellida; Haliotidae
Exons: 8
Coding region: 1-690 (229 amino acids)
Source: RefSeq, a predicted model, not a curated record
AUGGUGGCUCUUCUGGUUUACUGUCCGCCAACCUCGGCAGACACGUGUGACUCUUGUAAAACUGCAUAUGGCACACCCGCGGCCGGUGCGAAAUGCGCUGCACUGAAGACGUACCUGACCUGUUUGGAGACCUCUGCAAAGGGAGACGCCGGUUGUCCUCUACCUGCUGCUGACGCCGGGACAAUAGAGACGGAUUAUACCGCAGAUACUUGUAGUACAUCAUUUACGGACACCUGUGUUUGUCAGAAAGAAUUCUGGAAGACUGACCAAAGCACAGGUGAUGCAGCUGUUUGCAGUGCCUCCCAGACCUACAUCGCGUGCUUAAAGGGGAAGACAGCCCUGCCCUGUGAUGGCACCUCCACUGUAAUAACCCUAGCUACCGGUGUAGAGUCAAGGAUGAACGCACUAACUACUCCAGCUUGUGCUAUCACCGACACCUGCCAGUGUGAGAUUGACUAUGCUAAAGCAGACAUCUCCACUGAUGCCAAGAAGUGCACUGCCCUGACUGCUCUGAAGAUUUGCCUCUCUGCCAUCACCACCACUACCCAGGAAGGGUGUAGUGGCACCACCCAAGCCGAUCUUCUGACUGACACAAAUACCAAGAUAACUGCAGCCACGUGUGGAGGUGAACACGUGACUUUUGCAGUGACAUCACUGAUCGUAUCAGUCGUUGCGGGCAUGUUCCUGUAGCAAGAUAUUAUUUUUGUAUUGAGUCUUCAGUUUGCAAAUAUAAUAUUAUCUUUCUCAAGAUCACGAAUGUCUCUCUACUGUAUGUGAUUAUUUUGAAGUUACCAAAUCUACUUUUCAACUCUACUGUUGGUGUAUCUAUAUCCCAUUUACUUUUGUAUUGACACCAAGGUUGACCCAUGAGACCAUCUUCAGGACAGUUCUCAAGGAAUUAUCAAAACAUUCACUCCUUGUGUGAUCGCACUGUAUGACGUAUGCUUCUACUGACAAACAUGAUGUGAUCAUGCAGAUACAUUUUAGAGUUGAUUUAGAGUUGAUUUAAAGUAUAAUUAUGAAAUUGAAGUUCCAAAUUCAUUAAAUAUAUGUAUUGCACAAAGUUAUGAAGUUUGGUCACAUGUUUCAACCCUUGCCAUACGUCCGUUAGUUGUGUGUUGAGUUACCAUCGGUAACAGUUGGUUGUUCCACAGAAAUAAACGGUACGAGUCACUCA